AUGCAAGCUGACAAGAGUCCGAGCCCUGGUGAUUUCAAUCCAGGUUUUUAUCAUCAAUUUUGGUACACUUGUGGGAUUGAAAUCUUUAAUGCUAGUUGUGCUUGGUUGGAGAGUGGUAUUUUCCCUCAUAGUCUUAAUAUGGCGAAUAUUACUCUUAUUCCUAAAGGUGAAGUUCAAACUUCCUUGAAAGACUGGGGACCGAUUUCUCUCUGUAAUGUGUUGUAUAAAGUUAUAGCAAAAGUUAUAGCUAAUCGGCUAAAGAGAGUCCUUGAUAAGUGUAUUUCGGAUAAUCAAUCAACUUUUUGUCCCUGGUAG
Molecule: messenger RNA, 315 nt
Organism: Lathyrus sativus (Indian pea)
Lineage: Eukaryota; Viridiplantae; Streptophyta; Magnoliopsida; Fabales; Fabaceae
Source: the annotation of a GenBank genome assembly